Danaus plexippus (monarch butterfly) is the source of this 7024-nucleotide messenger RNA. RefSeq lists its product as uncharacterized. NCBI's taxonomy places the organism in Eukaryota, Metazoa, Arthropoda, Insecta, Lepidoptera, Nymphalidae. Bases 315 to 3440 code for a protein of 1041 amino acids. The transcript has 9 exons. Gene Ontology annotation, biological process: regulation of gene expression. Gene Ontology annotation, cellular component: nucleus. The record is from RefSeq and is a predicted model, not a curated record.
GCCAUAUUGCGUUUGAGCUGUGUCAGGGGAUCAUGUCGCUCAGUCCCUGAUUUGUAAUUUUUUAAAGACAUUAAAUAAAAUAGAAGUAUAUGUUGUUACCUGUGAAAUUUUAUAAUUUAAUUUCUCGACAUUAUGCUAAUAUAAAGUUUAUAGUGAAACAUCGACAACGGUAUUUCAUAAAAGAAAAUAGCCCUGGGUUUAUACCAUUGAAAUAACCCAAGUUACUAGUGAACGUCGAACGACUACCAGAAGUGUCAGCCACGGAACGCCGUAAAUUGUACCAGGUUUGACACAAGGAAUGUAGUUUGGUCAACAUGAAUGGGGGAGUGAAUGGUACUAUGGAGGACCUCAAGGAGUUAUCUCAAAAAGAUUCCCCGGAACAUAUUGUGGAUGACAACGAAGAAACCAGUCUGGAAACAAAACAUUGCGAAAGUAGUCAAUUAGAACCUUAUGAUCAUGCUGCCAACAAUACUGAUGGCUUAGAGAAUAAUGAUAUAGUAUUAGCAGAAGAUACAAAUAGUUACAGUAUAGCGGACCAUGAACCAGACAAAUGCCUUAUAGAAACGGAUGUGCAGCAACAUGAAGAUGUCUGUAACAAUACCCUAGAAAAACAUUGUAGUGAUCGCAAUGAAUCACAUACUGAUUCUUUAAAUAUUCAACUGAACUCUGAAUGUCCACUAGAGGAGCCAAUGGGCUCGUUACUAGAAAUAGAUAACAGUAAAGAACAUAGAAUUCAUUCUAAUAAUGGGAUAUCCGACGAGGUUGAAUCGGAGAAUGAAUCAUCAGAAGAUGAUUCUUCGGAAACUUCAUUAGAACCAAGAGCAGAGGAAACCGUCAGCAUCAAUUCAGAAUCAGAAACAGAAGUGCAAGAUGAUUCCUCCCAAGAGAGUGAGCUUAGAUUACAAAAUAGUGAUGUAGUCUUAUCACAAAAUGAUAGGUCUGAAACACUUAAUGGAAGUUUAAACGACUGCUCAAGCUCUGAGGUUCAUGAAAUUCCUAGUGAUAAUGAAGAUUGUGUAAUAGCAGAGGCACAAAAACCAGUUGUGGACAACAAAGUGACUCAGUUAAGAAGAAGUAGCAGGACUAUCAAAAGAAAAAGGUACGAUGAUGAAAUAGGAAACGGUGAUCGGGAAUCCGAUUUAGAGGACCUCGUUCUCGAUGAUUGUUAUAAGCGGAAAACAAAACCUAUAUUUAUCAAUGACACUAAAGCUUUGGUCGAGAUGGUUUCUAAACAAAUGAAAUCAGGUAUACAAAAGAAAGAACCUACGGUAGUUAUCAUUGAUACAAAUUCCACUGGAAAAGGGCAUUCAGUAAAAAGGAAUAACAUGUCGUCUAUUAGUUCUUCUUUAGCCGCUCAAAGCUUAUAUCAAAGUAUUGUAGCCCGCGGUACCACGGUCACUCCUGUUAGCAGCAAGAAUAAUAACUUGUCGAGUCAAAGUAACUCCAGCUCACAGCCGUUGAUACUACCUUCUCUCACAGAUGAUAUGUUCGUUGUUGAAGCACCUUCUUUCAUAGUACCUUAUGUAUAUGAGAAACCUUCUAUAAAACCUUUUAGAGAAUUUGUAAAUAAUUUAGGUAACGAUUUAAAAGAGCAAAGAGCCAAAGAAGAAAAAGAGCUGAAGGAUAAAGAAAAGGAAGAGACAGCAAAGGAUAAAGUGAAACAAGAAAAGACGGAAAGUGAUGAAUUAGAGGAAUCAGAAGAAGAACACGAAGAUGUUGGCAAGAAGGAGAAUGUAGUUGAAGAAAAAAGUAAAAAGAAAAAUGAAGAUAAAAGAGACAGGCGUCGGAUCGGCAAUGAUGAUGAUGCUUCCUGGGAUGGUGAAUCUUCUACAGAUACUGAGGAAGAAAUUGGAUCUGACGAAGAAGAUAAAACCGUCGUCAUUAAAGACAAGGCCGAUGUUAUUGAUGAUAUAAAAGAUGUCACAGGAUUGACUGUUGAGAAAGUUGUCACUGGAAAAUCAGAUAAUUAUUUUGAUCUUUCCCUUGGUAAAUUUUUCAUGAAUAUCGGCCUCAAUCUUGUUCAGGAGUUUGUGCAAAAUGAUUUACUUAAGCAACAGAACAGAAAGCUUUACAGAGAAAAGAAAGCUGGACAUAGUACAAAAAUUACAGAGUCAUCAAUAGUGUCACUUACUAAGAAUCUAGAAUUCAGUAAAGAAAACAAUGCACCAUACAGGUUUAAACAACAUAAGUGUGAAUUUUGUAGUUUCAAAUCCGAGUCACUGCUGGUCAUGGCUCAUCAUUUGGAAACGCCACAUAUGAAGAAUAGUGUUUAUAAGUGCAACUUUUGCUCUUAUGAAAGUAGAAGUCCUCAUGAUAUACUGUACCAUUUGGAAGCUGAGCAUAAUACCAGAGGGAAGUUGGAAAGAGCACCCUCAAAUCAUCAGUGUGCUAACUGUCCUUUUGAAGAUAACGGAAAAGGAAAGCUCGCUCGCCACAUAAUAUCAUGUACUAAAAAGUUUAAACCAGAAUUUAAUUUGUCUCCACCCAUUGAAUGGGAACCUCCAGCAAAAAUACCAAAGAUUGGACGAGCUCGUAAUCCUAUGAUGGGUUCAUAUACAAGUUCUUUUCACCGAGGGCAAGUGGGUAAUAAUAUAGGCAGGCCACCUAUAGGUAACGUUAUGACGUCAUCUGGCUAUCGUCCUCGAGGUCGAACUCCUAUGUCCAUUCCGCCUAGAUCUACUCCUGUUCAGGGUAUUCCGAUACUUCGCAGCGGAAUAAUGGUCAGGCAUGCAAGCGCAUCUGGUGCCAAUUUUCCAAAUAAUGGAAAGAACUUGUCUUUAUCCAAAUCUCUCCAUCAACCAUCCAUAUCUAUCACUCCACUGCCACGGCAGCCUCAGCCACAACAACAGCCACAGCCAUCACAACAGAAUAAGAACACAUGUGUGAUCUGUGAAAUAUGUGAUGGUUAUAUUAAAGAUUUGGAGCAGUUGAGGAACCAUAUGCAAUGGAUACACAAAGUGAAAAUCCAUCCUAAAAUGAUAUACAAUCGGCCCCCUCUCAAUUGUCAAAAGUGUCAAUUUAGAUUUUUCACAGACCAGGGCCUGGAGCGACAUCUGUUAGGAUCUCAUGGCCUUGUUACAAGCUCCAUGCAGGAAGCAGCAAAUAAAGGCAAAGAUGCUGGCCGGUGUCCCGUUUGUGGCAGGGUGUACCAAUGGAAGCUUCUAAACCACGUGGCAAGAGAUCACCACUUAACGUUGAAGCCGGCCCACCUAUCAUACAAAUGCACCGUUUGUACAGCAACAUUCGGAAUGUAUAAGCAGUUUGAGAACCACGUGUAUUCCGCACAUAGCGUUGUAGCUAAACGUGUUAUGGACAAAGGGAAGCCAGCGCCGUCGACGAAGGCUGGACAGUCACUGUUAAAACCAUUGAAGAUUAACGACGAAAUCACAAUCAUACCGCAACCAGUUAAACCUAUAACACCACCGAGUAAAGAGAAAUAGGGAUCACAAUAUUGAAACGCCGAGAGCUUGCCGAUGCCUUGUCACUUCAUAACAUUGGAGAUAACAUCACUAGUGUACUAUCAGUACACAUUCCAAUAUGAUAGUGUACCCUCAAAAUAUAGAUCUUUAUUGAAGAGAAAAUAAAAUCACACUACUUUAAAGUAGAUGGGUUAAAAUGUUAGAUAUAAUAAGUGUAGAUUAUUAUUAAUCUGCUGCUUCGCGUUAUAAGAUUGUUUUUUUUUACCAAUGACCGCUUUUGACAGAACCACUGCAAACAAAGUGAUAUGUGAAUAUUGUAUAGACUGAUAUUGGAGCAUCAACCAUUGAAAUUUGCCGUAUGAAAAUCCAGUAGAAUAAGGCUUCUAUCACAAAACUAUAAUAAAUAUACUGACGAGUCAACAGCACCAUGCCACUGCCUCGGCUUCAAGCCGGUGAUAUACUGAGCAAAUAAAAUUAAUGUAAAAAUGUACUAUAAAUUGAACAAUAUUUAUGGCAGUGUUUCACUUUACAUAUGUUAUCAUCUAGUUGUAGUCUCUUUGAUACAUUGUUUGAUGAUAGGAAAUUACGCGUAUAUUGAAUUAAAUUAAAGCGAAAAUAAACAAAUUGAGAGUUUUAAAUCAGAAUGAUAAGUCCAAGUCGACAUCGUAAUGCUAUAUACAGGACACCAGUUUUGCAUUAAUAAAUCAUCACACAUUAUAGUAUUAAUGUCGGUUAUUGAAUGACAAACAGGUAAACAUUCGGGUAAACUACACAUAGUGUGAAGAUUGAAACUUGGAUUAAGUAUACUGAUUGGUAAUAUCGGACUAAAGUUAUUUGAUAUCAAUGAUUGUAUGAUGUAAAACAAAUAAUUUUUUAACAAAACGAAAUAUAUUUUUGUAAUAGACAAAGUGUUAGCGGAUUGCGAAGUUUAUCUAGAAUGAUGUAUAAAGAGAUUACAAUUAGCUUAAAAAUUUUACUUUAUUAAUUAUGUUAGUUGGAAAGUUUACAGACUUUCUUCACAAUUUUUACCUCAAUGAUUAAGUGAAAGUAGGAUGUAUUCCUAGUAAAAUUAAUUGAAUUGAUUGAAAUUAAUUAUAAAGAAAAUGUAAGUUUUUCCUUUAAGUAAUUAUCGAUGUUAAAAUGCUUAAUGCUGGCUACCAUUAAAUUGUUUGAACUUUUAUCAUAAAAAUCGAUCGAAUCGAAAGUUUCUUAGUAUAUGUUCGACUUAUUGCAAUUGCAUGAAAAUUGCACGAAAUGUUUAAAAGUAAAAAAAUUGCAUUACAUUAAAAACACAUGUAUGUGAAUUUUUUUAGAUAAUAAUUGUAACGAAAUGAGAAACGAUCUGUUAUCAUAAUUUUUAUGGCAACACAACACUUAAUUUUUUUUAAAUAUUAUUUGAGUACUCUAACAAAUUCUGAAGAUUUAAAUAUAUUUUAAAUUUGAUUUCAUUGCAUGAUUUUGAGGAUUUAUCUGAACUAGAUAUUGUAGGAAAGGGGGAUAAAUGUUAUAAAAUAUUUGUUGAGACUUUUUAAUACUUAGAGUGUGUAUAUAAUAUAGAGAAUAUCCAGAUAAUAUUGUUACAUAUAUAAUUUUUUACUUAAUCUGUACUUGACAUGACUAUUAAACAUGGUCUUAAUUCAGGCCGAAUUACAAUAUUUUAAUAUAAAAAUUUUAUCUAGCCUGUGGUAAUUGUUAAUUAGAAAUGUAUUUCUUAAUCUGUAUUUUCCACUUUUUUACAAGUAAAAAAUAAUCUGUUCCAUAUUGAGAUUUUCAUUCUGUUUUCCAUGUGAAGCAAAAUAACAAGCUCCUAAAAAAAUACCUAGUAUAAAUAUACCUGCAUUAUGAUAAUACUAAUUUGACAAUUGACUAUAUGUAUACAUACUCUAAGUGUGAAAGUAUUUCAUCAUUAUAUAAAUAAUGAUAAAAUAUUAUUGUAUCAUCACAAAGAGAAUUGCAUGCUUUCUCAUAUCUGUCUAGUAUGAAAUCUGUUAUUUCGUUAAAGCGGUUAUAGUAUAAGCGUGAAGACCAAUCCUACCAAAAGAUUAUCUAAAAAUAUAUGGAAGUAUGUUAUCGGUGUUCAAAAUUAAACAGUGGUUUAAUCUUAAUUUUAGACAAAUUUAAUCUUAAUCUGAUGAUGAUAGAUUUCAAGUAAAUUUAGGUCUUUGUGCUCAUAGUACGCCAUUUCAACCAUAUUAACUUAUUGUAAUAUUUUUUUAUUAAUAAACAACAACGAAGUCCAGGUACCAAAAAAAUUUUAACACUUAAAUACAAAAGCGGACAGUAAAUUAUGAUUAAUAUUAAAGUAAUGUAUGAAUACUUUGAUCUUUGUCAACAUUUAUGAGCGAAUUCUCAAUAAGUCUUUAAUAUAAUUUGGUUAACGUAUUUGAUACAAUAGUUAAAUGUGUGAUGUUGGAAAUUAUGCUUGGAAGCCUUAAACAACAUUUUUUGCACGGUAACUAUAGGAAUGACUUUAUGCUGGUAUAUUUUAUUUACCCCCAGCUUAUUGGCAGGUUGACACAGAAUUACUAGAUUGUAUGUGAAUUAUUUUUAUGGUAAAUCCUAUAUAACAUUACCUACCAGCAACGUUUAGAAAAUACAUUUGGAAUGAUGUAGUAUAUUUGAGUUGCUUAAUUCAAUUAAAAACUGUGUUGUUACUGCCUCAGGUACAAAUAUAUUUUAACACUAUGCUUGUUUAUACAUAGGCUGUGUACUGACAUAGAAGGGUAUAAUAUAUUUAUUCUUAUUAAUUAAUAAGAAUAGCUGUAAUUAUAUUUUUCGUCUAUGAAAAUAUUAUGUCAAAUAAUCAGAUAUAAUAUUUUUUCUAAUUGUUUGGUUUCAUUUUUAUUUAGAUAUAUCUAUUCUGUAGGUAUCUGAAAUGUAUUAAUGUUUUUGAUUAUAUUCUUAAGACUCUUGUAUCCAGUACUGCGAUUGAUUGGUUGUAUAUAUUUUUUUACAUUUCCAUGUUUCAUUUCUAUGGAAAAUGCCUCGACAAAUUAAGUUUUGUCUUAAUUUAGUAUGGAAUAAGUAAAAUGUUCUACCACUGUCAUCUCUUAGUGUUUAAAGUAGGAUUUGACGAUAUGAUUUAUAUUUGGUAAUGAAACUGAAUUCGGAUAUGUUGUAUAAUAUUUAUGUUCAUGUAUUUUUUUAUUCAGCUGACAUUUCAUAAUUAUAUCUGCAGCCAAUGUUAUUUCUUGAUCUAGAUAAUAGAAUGUUUCAUUCAUUAUAUUUCAGACAUUUGUUUGAUACGAAUGUGUGGAAUCAGUAUUGCCAAUUGGCCCGUCUAGCCUGUGCCUAAUUUAAGAGUCGAUACUAGUAGGCUAUAAUACCACCCUAACUGAAUUAGAUUGAGGCAUUCCUACAAAAUUUUCUGUUGUCUAAGGAGGAUGGUUUAUAUUUAUUAUUUAAAUUUAGAUUGUUUUCAUUUAGUUUAAAGUCUAAAGAUGUUUUUUUUUCUUUUAUUAAUGUAAGAAUGAUGGAAUGGCGCUGUGGAAGUCGUUUGUUAAGAAAUAUGAAGUGCGCCGUAAUAAAGUUUUGUAACAUUUUGUUAUAUUGUAAAUAUUUGGUAUCGUUUAAAUAUUUGUAAUAAAGAUACCUUACCACGACAA